AUGACCGCAGCAAGGCCGCGGUUCCCUGCCCAGUGCACGAUCUCCUCACAACUUGCCAUCGAUCGGAGUGCCUUCGUGCGCGUGCUCGCGGAAAUCGGCAAACUAGUCGAUGGGAUCUUGACCCGCAUCUUCCCGCUGGGCACGCUGUGCGCGGCGGAACAGUACUUGGUGGAGAGCAACAUGCAAGAGCUCGACGCGCAUGAGGACUCCUCCGUCGGCGAAGGGUGGCAGGAGAUCCAACGCCUGCACCUGGGGCUGCUCUACCACACGAUGCGCAUGCUCAUCCACCGGCCAAUGGUCGUGUUCACCACCUUCUUCGACUUGAACCGCGAGGCCCAGCAGCAUGCGCCGGGGGUCAUCCGAUUGCAAGAGUCGAUCGACAUCUCGAUGAGCUCGGCCUGCAACAUCAUCCGCUUCGCCCAGGAGAGCCUGGGUACGCGACAGCCAGACGCCCGCUCCGACAAAUCCCUCGCCAGCUAUUUGGUGGCCGCCUGCAUCACGCUGCUGUACCAGGUGCUUGACCCGGCCACCGCGAUCGCGUAUGCGAAAUAA
Aspergillus uvarum CBS 121591 is the source of this 552-nucleotide messenger RNA. Its product is annotated as fungal specific transcription factor domain-containing protein. The transcript is spliced from 2 exons. The coding region runs from base 1 to 552 and encodes 183 amino acids. NCBI's taxonomy places the organism in Eukaryota, Fungi, Ascomycota, Eurotiomycetes, Eurotiales, Aspergillaceae. The record is from RefSeq and is a predicted model, not a curated record.